Messenger RNA from Moesziomyces antarcticus, 2232 nucleotides. Its product is annotated as peptidase family M20/M25/M40. Gene Ontology annotation, cellular component: fungal-type vacuole lumen. Bases 1 to 2232 code for a protein of 743 amino acids. The transcript has a single exon. The record is from RefSeq and is a predicted model, not a curated record. Gene Ontology annotation, molecular function: carboxypeptidase activity. NCBI's taxonomy places the organism in Eukaryota, Fungi, Basidiomycota, Ustilaginomycetes, Ustilaginales, Ustilaginaceae.
AUGCCGAAGGCUUUCACUUUCGGCCACUGUGGGGGAAGGGUCCAGGGUCCGGCAAUGACGGCCGACAUCGAGAGCCGCUUUAACAGACUCAGAUUUAAUCGCGCGGACUUUUGCACGGCGUCUUUUGGACCAGCACCACGGUUGUUCGGACUUCUGAGCUCCGCAUCCGGUUCUCCGCCGUUUAAGCGGUACAGCAACGGCGAUCAAGCGCGAUCGAACCCGUCUUCGACUUCUGCUACAUCAUCCAACGCUAUCUCUCUCGUCUUUCGGGAGAUCAAAAGAACCUCUGUUCGAUUCGACAACAGGAUGCUACCAACCACACGCAACGGCGCGCCUGCUGCUCACGAUGAGAAGCGGGCUGCGCUCCGAUCGACCGGUCAACCAAAGAGCGGACGAAAAUGGGCGGCUAUGCUGGCUCUGGUGGUCGGAGCCAUGACGCUCGCCUUCCUCUCGCUCGACAGUGCCGCCUCGAACGCUGUCAACGAUCGUCUGUGGAGCAUGACGCAGUCGCUUCAGGUCGACACCUCGUCCUCCGACUUGGCCGCGCUUUGCCCGCAGCAGGAUCCGUACGAUCUUAAGGACGGUCUCGCCGACAUCGACCGUGACCUGCUCGCCUCGAGGCUCAGCAAGGCCGUUCAGAUCGACACCACCGUCGGCGACGAGUGGCCUGACCCGAACGACGUGCCCGAGCGCUGGGAGGCCUUCCCCGAGUUCGCCGACUGGCUCAAGAGCGAGUUCCCGCGCGUGCACGAAAAGCUCGACCUCGAAAUGGUGCACAAGCACGGCCUGCUGUACACCUGGAAGGGCACCGACGACUCUCUCAAGCCCCUCCUCAUGAUGGCGCACCAGGACGUUGUGCCCGUCAACCAGGGUACGCUCGACCAGUGGCGCUACCCUCCCUUCAGCGGCCACAUCGAUAAGGACGCCGACACAGUGUGGGGCCGUGGCUCGUACGACUGCAAGGCUUGGCUCGUCAGCCUGCUCUCGACGGUCGAGGACCUUUUGAGCAAGGAUUGGGACCCCGCGCGCACCAUCCUCUUCAGCUUUGGCUUCGAUGAAGAGUCCGGCGGAAAGCAGGGCGCCGGAUGGCUCGCCAAGCGCGUCGAAGAGAUCUGGGGCCGCGACAGCAUCGCUAUGAUCAUCGACGAAGGCAACCCGGUCAUUGGCGCUUCCGACCUCCUGGGCCCAGGCAUCGACGUCGCCAUGCCCGGUAUCGCUGAAAAGGGCUCCGUCGACAUUGCGGUCACCGUCGAGUCCGAGGGCGGACACUCGUCGACCGCCGGUGCCCACACCUCGAUCGGCCUCUUGGCUCGCGUCGUGGCGCAGCUCGAGGACCAGCGCGACCGUCUAACCGAGAGCAAGAUCAGCGGUCCGCAGCUCCAGUUCCUUCAGUGUAUCCGAGAAGGACCUCGCAUCCCCGCGCAGCUUCGUUCGGCGCUCAAGGAUCUGGAAUGGGCCUCCAAGUCGUCAUUCGAGCACCUCGGCGUCUACUCGACUUUGCAGAGCGCGCUGCCCAACUCCUUCACCUCGUUUGUGCUGUCGGCUGUCAACACGUGGUCGGAGCGAGGCCGACAGCGACGCAUCAGGCAGGCUCGCGAGCGUGUGGUUCACGCCAUGCCCGCCGAACUGCAGACGCAGUUCAUCACCACCACCGCCGUCGACAUUAUCGAGGGCGGUGUCAAGUUCAACGCGCUGCCCGAGAGCGCCACUGCGUACGUCGACCACCGCAUCGCCAUCACGAGCAACUUCGCCGAGCUCAAGCAGCACUACAUCGACGUGGUCUCUUCGGUGGCGCAAAAGUACAACAUGGAGGUGGAGGCGUUCGGCCAGCACGUGCUCAACGCCAGCUCGCCGGUGGGCAAGUCGAAGCUGACCAUCAAGGAGGCACGCAGUGCGCUCGAGCCUGCUCCCUGGACACCGCUCGACGGCGACAAGGCCAAGCCGUGGCGUCUGUUUUCGCAGCUCGUGCGAUCCAUCUGGGUCAACGAGGACGGCGAGCCGGUCAAGGUGGCUCCUUCGAUCAUGCAGGGCAACACCGAUACACGCUACUACCACAACCUCACGCACAACAUCAUCCGAUUCGGACCCACGAGCAUGAAGCCCGACAAGACCGGCCUCGGCGGCCAGGUCGGCGUGCACACCGUCAACGAGCACUACCCGAUCCAGGGCCUGGCUGACAGCACCAACUUCUACGCUGCGCUCUUCCGCGCCGUUAGCGUCGAGGAUAUCUGA